Molecule: messenger RNA, 2061 nt
Organism: Penicillium cosmopolitanum
Lineage: Eukaryota; Fungi; Ascomycota; Eurotiomycetes; Eurotiales; Aspergillaceae
Product: potassium ion transporter
Exons: 10
Coding region: 1-2061 (686 amino acids)
Biological process (GO): potassium ion import across plasma membrane; intracellular potassium ion homeostasis
Cellular component (GO): plasma membrane
Molecular function (GO): high-affinity potassium ion transmembrane transporter activity
Source: RefSeq, a predicted model, not a curated record
AUGUGGAAGCCACCAAUAAACUUUCUCUCCCUGCAUUACGCAUGGAUUAUCACUCUCAGCAUUCUGAGCCUAGUUAUCAUUUACCCCUACGGCAAUCUCAAAGCCAUUGAUGCCUAUUUUUUCGGUGCUAGCGCCUCAACGGAGUCGGGUCUGAAUACGGUCGACGUCAAAGAGUUAAAGACCUACCAACAAGUUUACAUCUAUCUCAUUCCGAUUCUGGGAAAUCUGGGCUUCAUCAACAUAAUUGUCGUCAUCUUUCGGGUCAGAUGGUUUGAAAAACAUCUCAAAGCGAUAGCACCGCAUCUGUUGAAAUCACAGACCCUUCCAGGCCAGGAUGAAGAGGCACAAAUCAAACACCUACCAAAUUUGAACACCCCCAUUCAUGAGGCCCCGGCCGAUGAAUCUACAAACGGAGGGAAGGACAAGGUGACUGAGACCAACAGUCCUGCUGGGGAGAGAGAUUUGUUGUCGAGGGUUUCUCAGGAAUCUAGGCAUUCUACAGCUGAUGAUUCUAUGGACCCAAAACUGACUACAGGAAAGGAAUCCAUUCGGUUCGCGGAGCCCGGUCGGCCCACUGGGGGCAAUGACAACGCUCUGUAUAUCCCACCUCCGUGGAAGCGGGAUAAAGGGGCCUCUUUCGCCGAAAUUAAUGAAGCGAUUGAUGAUGAAGACGAAGGAAAACCCGAGAAGAAUCUACGUUAUGGACAAUCUACCAGAAGCCUCCAUUCACGUACCCACACACUCGAACGGGUGAUCACCUCCGUUUUCAUUCUUGGAAGCUCUCCAGGCUAUAAUGGAAAGGCCCAUGUAACGGCACAAAACAACAAUAAGCAGCUUUAUCUACCGAAAAUUUUCUCUCGGGCUACGGUGGGCCGGAACUCUCAGUUCCACAACCUCUCCGUUGAAGAUAGGGAACAGCUUGGAGGCAUUGAAUACCGGAGCUUGAGGCUUUUGCUAAAAAUUGUCACCGGGUAUUUUUUGGGUCUGCAUCUGUUCGGUGCGAUCUCUCUGGUGGGAUGGAUUCUCCAUGCUGAUCAAAAAUAUCGAGACUAUCUUGCUGAAUGUGGCCAGGGCAGCGUUUGGUGGGGUUUCUACUCUUCUCAAACUAUGAUCGACAACCUUGGUUUUACUUUGACCCCAGAUUCAAUGAUCUCUUUCCAGGAUGCGACAUUUCCAAUGCUUCUCAUGAGUUUCCUUGCCUUUGCCGGCAACACUUGCUAUCCAUGUUUGCUCCGAUUAGUAAUAUGGAUCAUGUACAAGGUUUGUCCAGAGAAAUCAUCGCUCAAAGAUCCGCUUCGCUUUCUGCUCGAUCACCCUCGACGGUGCUACACCCUCUUAUUUCCGAGCAAGCCAACAUGGAUACUUUUCGGAAUCCUAUUCAUUAUGAAUUCUGUUGAUGUGCUUCUCAUAAUCGUGCUGGACCUGAAUAACCCAGCUGUUAAUAAUUUGGCACCCGGCCCCCGAGUCCUUGCUGCUAUUUUCCAAGCCGCAUCAGCGCGCCAUACGGGAACAUCUUCUUUUAAUUUAGCUGAUGUUAGUCCAGCUGUCCAAUUUAGCUUAGUCGUUAUGAUGUAUAUUGCAAUUUUUCCUAUCGCAAUUAGCAUCAGAGCCUCUAAUGUCUACGAGGAAAAAACGCUGGGUAUUUACGGCUCUGAGAGAAGCAUGGACGAAGGUGAUGGUCGAACGUACAUUCUUAACCACAUCCAGAACCAACUCAGCUUUGACUUGUGGUACAUCUUCCUCGGAUGCUUUUGUAUCUGCAUUGCUGAAGCUGGCAAAAUUGCGGAUACAUCUAUUCCGGCAUUUUCCGUGUUCUCCGUGUUAUUCGAAGUCGUUUCAGCAUACGGGAACGUGGGACUCAGUCUAGGCUACCCGACCGUCUCAACAUCUCUUUCUGGGGAGUUCACAGUUUUCAGCAAGCUCGUUAUCUGUGUGAUGAUGAUCAGAGGUCGUCAUCGUGGAUUGCCUUACAAGCUUGAUCGUGCUAUUGUUCUCCCAGGCGAUCGCUCAGAGGAUGGUAGGCAUAGCAAUGAGCUUCAAGUUUCACUGAGCGAGCGGUGA